This is a messenger RNA of Chaetomium strumarium, 2625 nucleotides long. Its product is annotated as spindle assembly checkpoint component Mad1. Gene Ontology annotation, cellular component: nuclear envelope; mitotic spindle; kinetochore. Gene Ontology annotation, biological process: attachment of mitotic spindle microtubules to kinetochore; mitotic spindle assembly checkpoint signaling. The coding region runs from base 117 to 2507 and encodes 796 amino acids. The record is from RefSeq and is a predicted model, not a curated record. The transcript is spliced from 2 exons. Lineage: Eukaryota; Fungi; Ascomycota; Sordariomycetes; Sordariales; Chaetomiaceae.
GAUCUCUUCAAACGUCAACCAAUCAGCAUCACUGGCAGCUGGCGGGUUCUCCAAACAGUUGCAACGCGAUCCAAGUCAGCUCAAACCGCGUCGUCGGAGCGGCACCGUCGAAUGCGAUGCCGUCCUUCACGCCACAGCGCGAUCCUCCAGGGUCUACGAGACGUCCGUCGGUCAGCUCGGGUUCUCAGUUCCGGGCAACCAUCAGCGGUAGCAUCCCACGGCCCAACACAUCGCUUCGGACACCGAGGAUACACGCGUUCAGGAACAGCACCACAACGCAACCGUCAUACAACAUCCUCACGGGCGAGUCCAACCUGGACACUCCCGGCAGCGCCAUGGCGCGCCCCAGCUCCCGCCAAGGCGCUCCUUCAGGCCCGUCGCCUCCCCGAGGGCGCGCCGAUACCGUUGCAAGCAACGUCAGCCGCGAGAGCAGCAAAGAGAACCACCCCCCUGCUGGUGCAGAAGAGUAUGAGACUCAGCGCAGGCGCAUCGAGGAGCUCAAAGCUGAGGUCGGGACUCUGAAGUACCAAAUCAACAGCUACGAGCAAGAGAAGGAGCUAGCGCGGCUGCAGAUGGAGAACGAGAUGCGUGACACCAAGCGCCGCGCCGAGGAGGACUUCAAGGCCAAGCAAGCAGCUGAGGCCGAGAGGACAAGGGCUCAGCGCCAAGUGGAAGCGUUGCAAAAUGAGGUGGAGGAGCUGAGGACCGAGAAGGAGCGUCAAAAACGAGAGUUAGAGGCGAAGGCGAGAGAUGCGCUUGAGGAGGCCAGGCUGCUCCAGGAGCAGCUUGAAGAAUUGAGUGCAGCCAAGGACGAAGCUGCGCGGAUGGCGGAUCGCGCGGCGAUUGAACUGCAGGCGAAGCUUGCUUCUUCACAGCGCACAGUUCAGGAGCUCGAGGAGGAGAGCAGGACGCGGGAAGAAGCGCUAGAAAAGACCCAGGCGCUCUUGGGCGAAAAGGACGAGACGAUUGGCAGGUUAGAAGCGGAUGUGCUCCGGCUGAAGGCACAAACGGGCGAUGCGGAAACGAUCGCUGUCAUCAGACGGGAACUGUCCGACCAGGUCACUCACAUCCGCGCGCUCGAGGCGAAGAACAGGGAGCAGUCGACCGAGCUGAAACACUUGCGACAGGUUCACAAGGCCGUGGAGAUUGUCGAAGAGGAGAAGCGCUCCCUCCAGCGACGGGUAGAAGCGGCCGAGUCGCUUGAGAACGAGCUCAGUGAAGAGAGGACACAACGACAGAGAUUGGAGGACGAGAGACGGGCAUGGGCGGCAUACCUGCAGAGCGAAGGAGGCCUGGAGGGAUCUGAGUUUGAUUCACCGGAAGCCGUGGCCAGGGCACUGGUCGAAGAACGCCUACACUCCGCAUCUCUGGUGGAGAAGCUGGGAGAGCUUCAACCGGAGAUCGCCGAUCGAGACAAUAUCAUCAGAACGCUGGAGGUGGAGAAGGCUAGGUUGCGAGACCAAGUUGAAAAGCUCAGGACAGCAGGAGGUUCGGCUGCAGGCAACGAUAAGGCUCGUGCGCGUCUUGACCGGCAACGCGCUUUGGCUGUCAAGGAGGUCGAAUAUCUCCGUGCGCAGCUCAAGACAUUCGAUAUGGAGGACAUGACACUGCAGCCAGAGAGCGUUGACCAACAAAAGGUCAAGCGGAUCCAGGAACUAGAGGACUUGGUUGACAAGUACAAAGCUGAGGUCAGCACCCUACACGCCGAUCUCACCUCGCUGGAAUCGGCAUCGAUGAGCCCAGUACAGCCGGUCGUAGGCAGCAAACGCCCGCGCGAGACGGACGAAGCCGAGCACGAGCAAUUGGGCCAGCUGGCGCGUAAGAACCGCAAGCUCCAAUCCGAACUGACGGACCUUCAGAAGGCACACCGCCUCCUCCAGAAGGAGCACGAGGUAACUGCCGAGCAACUGGCGUCCGCCAAAGAGCAGCUCAAGACCCGCAUCCUAUCCCUCCGGUCCAACCCCACCUCGGACCACGAAGCGACCAAAGCCGCCACGCUCGCAGCGCUCAAGCUAGAAAACGCCGAACUCCUCGCCCACAUCCAGCGCCAACCAACCCUCUUCGCCACGGUACCCGCCUCGCAGCUCGCCGCCGCCCAGCGCGAGAUAGCCGAGGCCAAGGCGGAGACGGCGUCGGCGCACAAGACGUCCCGCCGCCUGAAAGAGGUGUGGGCGGCCAAGUCGGCCGAGUUCAAGGAGGCCGUGUUCUCGACGCUCGGCUGGACCGUCACCUUCAUCCCCGGCGGUAAGAUGCGCGUCGAGAGCGUCUACUACCCGUCGCAGACGGACGAGCACGAGAACAGCAUCGUGUUUGACGGCGAAAAGGGCACUAUGAAGGUCGGCGGGGGCCCACGAAGUGCUUUCGCGCAGAGGAUAGGGGACAACAUUAAGUUCUGGGUGCGCGAGAGGGGGUGUGUUCCGUGUUUCUUGGCUGCGUUGACGUUGGAGUUUUGGGAGGAGCAAAAUUCGAGGACUGGGAGGUCGGACGCAUCCAUGAUAGGGACGUGAGGGAAGAUGAGGCAGACCGGUGUGCAGGACUUAGAUAUGAUACCAAGCUGAUGAGGCCAUUGCUGCUUGAAUCUAAUGAAAGCUAUCAGCGCUGCAUAAUAAGCCAUUGGAUCAAGGC